GCCACACACGCACUCGCCAGUUCUCACAGCAACAGCAGACGACGUCACGGUCCGCUUCAGCUUUUAAGUUAGGCUUUUUUUGACUAACUCUUUCAACAGAACCCAAUGCUGCUUUAACGAGACCUGCAAGGUGGAUUAUUGGCGAUCAAAGUGGGUUCGGAUUUAUUCAGUACUGGUCUUGUCGUUUGGGGUGAAAAGUUUGUUGAUGCCCGCAACUCUCACCGCCGUCUGCUCGUGAAUCAUGUCACGCCGGAAACAGAAACGGCCCCAGCAGCUCGUUAACGCGGACCCCGGGGGCACACGCCUGAUGCCGGAAGAUGAUCAGCUUCCAGUGAAAUCUCCAUCCACCUCUCUUGCCUCAGAAGCUACCUCAUCAUCUUCCGCUUCCUCUCCUACAUCCCUUCAGGACUGUCAGCCUCCUUUGGCCCCAAGACCAUCACCUGGUGGCCUUCAUGCACCCUCGCUCCCCAACGAGAGCUCAUCUCCACCUCACUGGCCAAAUCACAUAGCCUCAUAUUCCACCUCACUGCCUAAUGCACACUCAUCUCUCUCUCCAGACUUCCCACAUCCUUCCCUGUCUUCACAAACCCACUCUCCUCCUCCUGGCCAGCAGAAAUCCACUCGUAUUUCAUCUCAUCAGCCUCACUCCACUGUGACGUCCCCACCAAUGGGUAUUUCCGCAACCACCACUACCUCCUCUUUAUCCUCUUCAUCAUCACUGGGAGCCCCACCACACCAAGGAAGCCCUAGUCCCAUCCACCAAACACCUUCGUCACCUUCAGAGCAACUCCAGGUGCCCCCGACCCUCGCUGUACUACUGGAGGAGCUUAGAGUCCUGCAGCAAAGACAGAUUCACCAAAUGCAGAUUACAGAAGAGAUCUGCAGGCAGGUGCUGCGCCUUGGUGGUAUAGUCAGUGCCCCAGAUGCACCUCAGGGAUCUGUGGAGGGUCAACAGAGAGAUGCAGGCUCUAGCUCCCCACCUAAUGCUGUUUCUGGUGCCUCUUUAAUUAACCAGCCUCCUGUAUCCAAGCCCAACCUGUCUCAAACUAAUGGGGCCAGAGCUCCAUAUUCCACAACCUCAUCCUCAACAUCAUCUUCCUCAUCCUUAGUAACCUCUACAGCCACUGUGCACCCUCUCUCUCUCACACUAGGACUUCCACCUCGAUACCUCAAUGAAAAGUCUGCCAACACCCCCAUCAGUCAUGGCAAUGGUUUGAAUUUCCAGACUCCUCCCUUGCCCACAGUUAGCAUUUCCCAGGACCAACUGUCUCACAGUUCCACUGUUAGUACGUCAAAUGGAUCUUCAAGCUCCUCUUCAGGCCGCCAGCAGCACAUAUGCCGGUUCUGCGGAAAAGUUCUAAGCAGUGAUUCUUCCCUUCAGAUCCAUUUAAGGUCUCACACUGGUGAACGCCCAUACCAAUGUCCAGUCUGCCUCAGUCGCUUCACUACACGUGGCAACCUCAAAGCCCACUUCCUCCGUCAUCGUGAGCAAAAUCCUGAGUUGUCACUUUCUCUUCUGCCACCUGCUUUGUCCGAGCAGAGCCAAUCAGGAUCUGGCUCUGGAGGAUCACAGAGGCGCAGAAAACGUCGAGCAGAGGACGAGGAGCCUUUUGGGGUUAAAGGCAGUGUAGGUGUGCCAGACAGUUUAGCACUGGGUUUCCUGUCCGGGCCAGCUCAUCCAUCUCCCUCCUCCCUUCCUUUACCCCCCAGUGUUGAUCUGGCUCUGCUCUCCACCGCCCACUCUUUGCUACAGCUUAACCGUGCCUCAGCUGCAGCCGCAGCAUCCGUUUCCCCUAGUGUUCAGUCAUCAUCUUCAUCCAUCACAUCCUCAGCCAUGACUGGUCAACUCAAAGGUGCAAAGCAGACGAGAUUUGAUGAGAAUACCCCACCACACCCCACCUUACAUCAUGGUUCUCCAUAUUCCCAGUUGGCACACCUUCCAAAGAUUCUCUUCCCAUCAGGUCCCUCUGCCCACCAUCCAAGCCUUGCGCUUCUCCGUCCCCCUCACCUCACUUCCCCUCACCUCCCACUUACAUUCCCUUUUUCCUCUUACCCCAAACCACAAAACUCCUCUCCUCCAUCCUCCUCUCCGUCCUCAUCCUCUGCCACCUCUGACACCUCCAAACUACAGAGACUAGCGCAGAAAUUAGAGAAGCAACCUCUCCCUAAAAGCACCAAUGAAGGCCAGACCAACACUCAGGCUAAUGACAUAUCUACAAGCUCUAAUGCUAUCUCAGCUUACAGGAGGGAGAUGAUGGCAGCAUUAGGGCUGAACCCAAAUCCCAGCAGCGAGCCAACUAGUCAAGAAAUCCAGGGGUCAAAUGCCUCCUCUUUGGUUCCUAAUCAGUGUGGGGUGUGUCUCCGUGUCCUCAGCUGCCCAAGGGCAUUACGUCUACACCAGGCCACUCACUUGGGUGAGCGUCCAUUUCCCUGCAAACUAUGUGGCCGCUCCUUCUCCACAAAGGGAAGUCUAAGAGCUCAUUUAGCCACUCACAGAGCACGUCCAGCCAAUGCACGUGGCCAAAACUCAUGCCCGCUUUGUCAACGGAAGUUUACAAAUGCAGUGGUACUGCAGCAUCACAUUCGCAUGCAUCUGGGAGGCCAGUUACCCCCAGAAGUUAAUGGGGACUUACAGUCAGAGGAAGCCCACAGUCAAAUUGAUGGGAUUUCUUUACCCAAGAGCCUUCAGUCUCUGCCUCUAAAUAUGAGCAUGUCUUCUGCUGUCAGCCUGCUGGAGUCUGGUGCCAUCCUAAGAGAUGCUACAUCUGGUGAUACAGACCAGCACAUGGAGUCAGAUCAAGAUCCCUAUGAAAACACAUCUGAGACUAGUCCAAACAUCACCCUGGAAAAGCAGGACCCCUCCAGAGAAAACAGCCCACUUGACAAUUCUGUAGCCUUAGAAGAUAACCAUUAUGUCACAGUCCAUAACAGCAAAUCUCAAGUUGUCAAUGGCUCUGCACACAAAGAUGAGGACACCCCUUUAUCCCUCUGUACUAGGACCAGCUCCCAGGACCCCUUGUUUGAUAAAAAAUGGCAAAACGGGGCUUCACACCACACAGUGAUCAGCGGACCAAAACCUAGUUUAACCUCUGAAGCUCUUGAUCUGUCACCAGCCCUCACUCCACCAACCAGUCCAGGGUUAGAGUCAAAAUCAGACCAAAGCAGUGAGCAAACAUCACUUCAUGUGAAUGGAAUAGACCAUGUUUCUGAGUUCAAAGAUGGUGACUCUCAUCCAGCACAAGAGAAUGUUAUAGAAUUCAAGCUGAAAGCUGAGGAAACACAAGAAUCCAAAAUGGAGGAAUCUGCAGUAGAGGAUCACAAGAAAGGCAAUGAAAAGACAGAAGUGACAUCAUCAGAGGCCCCUGUGGCCCAACCGCAGCGCUCUGAGAAACCUUACAGCUGCACAGAGUGUGGAAAGGAGUAUGCUAGCCGCAGUGGUUUGAAGGGGCAUAUGAAAAUCCACAGUGGCAGUAUGAAUCAGGUGGCUGGUACUGCAUCCUCACAGUCCUCUGGGGGAAAGGUUGCGGAGCGUGUGGAGGAGUCGUCCCACCGAAAACUGAGAGGAGAGGAUGCUAAAAACUUGACAGAGGAGAGCACAGAUAAACUGUCCUUAACUGAGCAUCCAGCAUCGACUACUGACAGAACCGAAGACACUGCUUAAAAGAAUGUGAUUAGUUAGCUUAGCACGAUUCUUGUUUACUGAUUUACUAUGACAACUUUUUUCCAAUUUUGUGGUUAGCGAUAGUUUUUAAUUCUUUAAUAGCAUAGAAGAGUAAAUCUGUCCAAUUGUAGUGCCUUUUCAUGACGACAGUUAAAUCAUAUUGAUGAAGACUUGGUAAGUCUUUCGACUUCAAAUAUCAGGAUGCACAGAAAUUGGAUCUUGAAAGUAGUAUUUGUGUAUAACAAAUGACAAACGUGCAUAAGUGCAAUUUCAUUAAUCAAUUCGGAACAUGAGGAUAUACAUAAAAAUUCAGACACUCAAAAGAUAAUUUUGAGCAAUCUCUAGGGGGGGAAAAGGGACUGACCAAAAACUGAUCAUCUGGUAUGCAGCUGAAUGUAAAUACAGUUUUGUUUAUGUACCCUCUUUUUAUCUUUGAUGCUGCUGUUCUUUGUAGGUGUUUCUCUAAAUAGCUGCACUAUAUCUGUGACUGCUGAAACUCUUAUUGACAAGGGAGGUUUAUGAUUUAAAUCAAGGGUAAUGCUGAGUGGGUCUGAAUUACUUUCUGCCCAAAUCUUUUUUUUUUGUUUUGUUUGAGAACCCCACUGAUCUAGCUUUUUAUGCUACAGAUAAGCAAAAUCAGCUCAAAACUGCUAUAGAUUUAUGCUUGCAUAUACUUUAUCUUGAAAGAUACGUCCCUGUUGAACACGAUCUAGCUUUUUUUGUAAUUUUCUUGGAAGCAUUUUGAUCCUAACCUGUCAAAGAGAGAAAUAAAGUCACAAUGAAUGUCUCA
Danio aesculapii is the source of this 4451-nucleotide messenger RNA. RefSeq names its product sal-like protein 2. The coding region runs from base 242 to 3661 and encodes 1139 amino acids. Gene Ontology annotation, molecular function: RNA polymerase II cis-regulatory region sequence-specific DNA binding; DNA-binding transcription factor activity, RNA polymerase II-specific. NCBI's taxonomy places the organism in Eukaryota, Metazoa, Chordata, Actinopteri, Cypriniformes, Danionidae. The record is from RefSeq and is a predicted model, not a curated record. Gene Ontology annotation, cellular component: nucleus. The transcript has 3 exons. Gene Ontology annotation, biological process: regulation of transcription by RNA polymerase II.